AUGGCUGAGCAACCAAGGAUGGGUGAACAGCCCGAGAAGCCAAAGAUAAUUGCGUCACAGAUAUGUCUAGAGACAGUGAAGAAAUCAUCAGGGUUACCAUCCUCAAUGCCCUCAUCACCAAUCGCCCUGACGAAAACAACAAGUGUGAGGUACAAUUGCCUAUGCUCACCAACUACACAUGCUGGUUCUUUCAGGUGUCGUUACCACCGGAGCGCUAGUCUCACCCGCUCUAGCAUCUCUGUCGGCUCUAAACUCUCCGAGCUUGCUGGAAAAUCACCAGGGAGUCCACUGCAUGCUCAUUGCUGGAUGGAGCCUAAACCCGUCACUACAAGAGGACGCGAAAUACUAGCACAUAGCCGUAAGUAUCAACCUUUGCCAAGCUGA
Messenger RNA from Ilex paraguariensis (yerba mate), 384 nucleotides. NCBI's taxonomy places the organism in Eukaryota, Viridiplantae, Streptophyta, Magnoliopsida, Aquifoliales, Aquifoliaceae. The record is from the annotation of a GenBank genome assembly.